UCUGGUCUGGUCAGGAUUGGUCUGGUCUAGUCUAGUCUGGUCUGGUCUGGUCUGGUCUGGUCAAUUAACUGGAGACCAUUUCCACAUGUGGCCAUUAAACUAUAUAACUUCUCCCAUUUGGAGUGUUAAAUAGCUGGUCUAUGAUAUAGAUAUAGUUAUUAGUUAUAGAUUUUCAUGACGCACAUAUAAUGUUAAUAUAUUGAGCAAUUUAAUGAAAUAAUUUCAGUGAAAAUAAUAAUUUAUUUUAAUUAAUAUCAAUAAUAACUGUGUGCAAUAAUUAUCAUUAUAGUGCGAGUUUCUGCUUCAUUGCUGCUACACAUUUUAUUUUAUUUUAUAUACAACAAUAAUAAUUUUUAUAAAAAAUCUUGUUUGUUUAUUUCACUUGAAUCUUUAAUUUGAUUGUGAGCAACUGCAACAAUCAAUAAAGUAUUCUGAUUGGAAUUGAUUAACGCCUUUACUCAGUAUCCUGGACACUGUCUAUAAUCUUAUGCUAAUAAUAUGCAUUUAUAGUAUAGUCUUCUAUAUUUAAUGCAUUUUUUGUCUUAUUAAUAAUGUCUUCUUGAUUAUAAUAAACUCUUGUUUUUGUUGCUCGUGUGCAACCUUUACAAAUCGUUUCAAACUGGUGAUAUGCAAAUAUUAAUUAUUUAUGCAUAAAAUAAAAUAAAAAGGUUUAAAUGUUUUAUUCCUGUUACAUCAUAUUUAUCUCUCUAUUUUUUAUUACAAUGUUUUAAACUUUUUAAAUACCCAUAAAGUCUCAGGAUGAACCAGUUUCUAUUUCCCGAGAGGCGAAGAGGCAGCAGAUACCGGAGACAUGAACAACACCUUAUUAAGUGAAAUAAGAUCACACAGGAGAUUAACAUCUGUUUGGGUUUUUUCCUUUGAACAGCACCAGCGAGGAUUACACGUGUAACACGUGUACUUACUGUAGGGCACAUUAAAUGUAAGCGCAUUCCAGGAAAUCCUGUGGCUUCGUAAACGGCGUGCAAUUUCGCUUUCCAUUAUGAGGAAUGCGGAACACACACACUGGUGUUAACUGCAUUUCAAACUGAGGAAUUAUUAAGCUUUCAUUAACUGUAGGAUAAUUAUUUUUCUCACACGACUGCCAGAUCAUGUGAUUUUUGAUCUCCAGGUUUUUUAUUUUUCUCGAGUGUAAAAAUAAAUUUAGUAAGUGACUUCUGUUAGACUGUAGAUGAAGUAGAUCCAGAAGAGUUACCAAGAAGGUUUUAGCAACUCAGAUCAUUAAAAGAGGACAUCAUGACCAAACCACAGACUCUAAAUGAACUGGGAGACUUGAAGGAGGUUGGAUUUGGCAAACCUUCUCCAAGACAUGGCCUCAAACUUCUUCACUGGUUUGCUAACAACUGUCUGUAUUUCGAUAACAACAACCAGAUGUGCUGGCGCUACAAUCCGCAAAAAGGACAUUUUGGUUUAAAAUUUUUUGGAAACAAGACUGGACUUCUGCCUUAUUCAAACCUCAAGUACUACGAGAUGGGCAAUCUGAGAGAAGCAGAAGACCUGCCAGAUUACGUUCGGGAUGAUUAUAUUCAAAACCGUAAUGAUUGUGACAGCAACAAAGAUAGAAUCAUUGUUAGCGUUAAUGAUAAGUGGCUCGACAGAGUCUAUGUGACUCAACACAAUGAUGGUAAGAAUGAUUUCAACAAGAACGCCACCUACUUCAUCAGCAAAGGCCUCAUAAUGAAUAUCACAAAUAGGAGCUUGGAGGACUUUCUCUCAAAAACUGGGUACUUGACAGAGCAAGAGAUUCCUGUUCAGAAUAAUGAGCAUACAACAGUGGACAUGGACUAUGAACAGAAUACUGGGAAUGAGAGGGUGACAGAGGACGACAGUCAAUGGGAAAAUAGAAAAUCUAAAAGCCCAUGUAGUUGUACCAUACUUUAAGCUCUGGAUGGAAAUGACAAAUGAGAGUUCUGUUAGAAAUCUAAAACAGUUAUUCUCACUACUGACAUUAACCCUUUAUAUAAAGAAUGAUCUCAUAAGA
This is a messenger RNA of Silurus meridionalis, 1999 nucleotides long. RefSeq lists its product as uncharacterized. Bases 1255 to 1899 code for a protein of 214 amino acids. The record is from RefSeq and is a predicted model, not a curated record. The transcript has 2 exons. NCBI's taxonomy places the organism in Eukaryota, Metazoa, Chordata, Actinopteri, Siluriformes, Siluridae.